Molecule: messenger RNA, 1705 nt
Organism: Suillus discolor
Lineage: Eukaryota; Fungi; Basidiomycota; Agaricomycetes; Boletales; Suillaceae
Exons: 3
Coding region: 1-1611 (536 amino acids)
Source: RefSeq, a predicted model, not a curated record
AUGCCAGCUUCCGAGACGAAGCUUCCAAAGCGGCGAAUCUGGGUCAUGCAUCCGACUGAAUCACCAUUGAAAGUCGCCUUGCAACAGGUAUUUCUUCUCGUGAAUCAUGACUCUCAGGGCGUAUCAGCCAUGGAUGAGGUGUACGCAUUCGCAGAGCUUACAUCUGAUCAUGGCCCACGUGAUCAAACUGGUUCUCCUCUUCCAUUCACCCCCAGCACCUCCAAGUCUCUCUCCCGAUAUAAUCGCCCUUUUCUGUUCGGUCUAUCGAUCCAGAAAUCAAACACUAUGCACCUCAUCAAACAUGAUCAACGCGGCAUUACCGCAACCCCAUUUCACAUCCAUCGUUAUCCAUGUGCAGUCCUCGGCUGCAUCAGCACUUUGGCUACGUGUGAUAGCUAUGAUCUAGGCUGUUAUCACACAGAUGAGUCCGCUUCCAUUCAACACGACACUGUAUCCUCCCGAUACAUCAAGACAACUUAUCACCAAAAAGCUACUCGUUCGCGACAGAGUGCAGAUCGUCACACACGCGUCAGACUAACAAGACCACCCGUCUUCGGGUCCUUCGACGGAUCCUUGUUUCCUUGUAAUUGCCCCUUUGGAUGGAAAUUUAUCGUAGAUUGCGGUGCCGCCCCCCGGGACCACGCACAGUUUCUGGAUGAACUGAAAACCCUCAAAGGGGUACCAAAAAUAGGGGCAUAUCGAUCCAUGGCGCUCGACUGCAUGAUCACCCACGACAAGAGACUUUUCGGUCCACAGCACCAGAUAGUGGAGAGCGUCAUCCAAACCGUAGAGCACCUCGUCAGCAUCACCUACUUUUCAUCCCGCAAGGAGUUUUUCUCGGCGAUAAUAUCAUGCAUAGACACCCACCGUACCGCGUAUUUCUCGCACAAGCUGCUUCAUAAUGACAUCAAUCCGCGUUCCGUCUGUCUGCACGUGAAUGAUCCAAGUGAUGAGAGUGUCAUACCGUUUUGGAAUUCGGAUGGAACGCCUCCCGUACGGCAAGCGAUGCUCUGCGGAUGGAGAUUCGCAAAACACAUGGACCCUGAACACAAGAAGACAAGUUUCUAUAGAUUCUCGGAAUACUUAGCAACAGAAAUAUUGUGGCACAAGAGUUGUUCGCCACGACGAAGACACGAUCUGGAAUCGUUCCUCUGGGUCAUGCUUUCCAUUUGCAUCAAUUUUAUCGGGCCUUAUAGCCAAAAACGCACGGUACUACCUAGCUGCGUACCCAACUGGCUGCAGCCAGAUUGCCUGCCUUCCCAUCGCCUAGACAUAUCUCAGGAGAGAUUCCAGGUGGAGGACUGGUCUUCCACCUGCAGUGCGUGCUUUUCAGAUUACUUCAACCAUCCGCCUAUUGUGAAAGGUCUUGCAAAUCUCGCCUCAAAGCUGUCGCCUCCGGGCUCCUUGAAAAUUAAACCCAAUGGCAGCAAGUCUGCCACAUUCCCGGAAAAUCCUGUCACGCACGAUGACAUGAUCUUAGUGCUGAAAGAUAUCGUAGCAGAGCUUCCAGUAGAACAACCACCGUCGGAAGAUGAUGUCCGAAAAGCAAGGGAAAGAUAUAGAAGUAUACAGAGUUCAGUAUCUUACCGCGCUCCAAAUAUCUACAACUGAUCGCUAUCGCCGAUCCAUAUAGAUGAGAUAAUCAACGCACAUUCCUUCGUAAUAUUAGUACAAGCUUAAUCAUCAUCUGGAAGGUGUCCGAUCU